This is a messenger RNA of Echinops telfairi (small Madagascar hedgehog), 1488 nucleotides long. It is a transcript of the gene BABAM1, whose product is annotated as BRISC and BRCA1 A complex member 1. NCBI's taxonomy places the organism in Eukaryota, Metazoa, Chordata, Mammalia, Afrosoricida, Tenrecidae. Gene Ontology annotation, cellular component: nuclear body; BRISC complex; BRCA1-A complex. Bases 260 to 1252 code for a protein of 330 amino acids. The record is from RefSeq and is a predicted model, not a curated record. The transcript has 10 exons. Gene Ontology annotation, biological process: protein K63-linked deubiquitination; double-strand break repair; positive regulation of DNA repair.
GCAAGAUGGCUGCUUCCUAGGCCGAGUAGGAGACCGGCUUAGGCUUCGGAGUUUAGCCAUUUUUCUCGCUACGACGUUUUCCGUUUCUGGUCAACGGGAACCCCAGCGCAUAUCUGGACUGAGCAAGCAAGAAAUGCUCCUGACUUAAACUCCUGGAACUGGCAAGCUUCAGGCGUAGCUGGAUCCGGAUCCUCUGCCUGGCUAUAAAGGGAGUAUACUGACGUCCCUCGCCCCUGCUGUACGCAGUCACACGGGAACCAUGGAAGGUCCGGAGCCCAGCAGCCCCACUGAGGAGGAGGAGGAGGAAGAGGAAGAGCAGUCAGCCGAGCCUCGGCCCCGUACCCGCUCCAACCCGGAGGGUGCCGAGGACAGGGCCCUGGGAGCCCAGGCCAACGUGGGCAGUCGCAGUGAGGGCGAGGGUGAAGCUGCCAGUGUGGAUGAUGGGACCCCCAACCCACCAGGUGCCGGCCCCAAGCCCUGGCAGGUGCCUCCGCCAGCCCCUGAGGUCCAGGUGCGGACGCCGAGGGUCAACUGUCCAGAGAAAGUGAUCAUCUGCCUCGACCUGUCCGAGGAAAUGUCCCUGCCAAAGCUGGGGUCCUUCAAUGGCUCCAAAACCAACGCCCUCAACGUCUCCCAGAAGAUGAUCGAGAUGUUCGUCCGGACCAAGCACAGGAUCUGCAAGAGCCACGAGUUCGCCCUGGUGGUGGUCAACGACGACACGGCCUGGUUGUCAGGCCUGACCUCUGACCCCCGAGAACUGUGCAGCUGCCUCUACGACCUGGAGACUGCCUCCUGCUCCACCUUCAACCUGGAAGGCCUCUUCAGCCUCAUCCAGCAGAAGACAGAGCUGCCAGUCACUGAGAACGUGCAGACGAUCCCGCCCCCGUAUGUGGUCCGCACCAUCCUGGUCUACAGCCGGCCCCCCUGCCAGCCCCAGUUCUCCCUGACAGAGCCCAUGAAGAAAAUGUUCCAGUGCCCCUACUUCUUCUUCGACGUGGUGUACAUCCACAAUGGCGGCGACGAGAAGGAGGAGGAGAUGAGCUGGAAGGACAUGUUUGCUUUCAUGGGUAGCUUGGAUACCAAGGGCACAAGUUACAAGUACGAGGUAGCACUGGCUGGGCCGGCCCUGGAGCUCCACAACUGCAUGGCCAAGCUGUUGGCACACCCACUGCAGCGGCCCUGCCAGAGCCACGCAUCCUACAGCCUGCUGGAGGAGGAGGCCGAGGGCACCGAGGUCGAAGCCACUGUCUGAGCCUGCCGGAGCCCUCAGCUUUCCUGUGUGGCCGGAAGCCAGAGUUCUCAAAUCGGCCUCUCUGGAACCCCGAGGGGGUUGGGGGAGGUGUUCCAGGAGGCUCCCAGGGCAUUUCAGGGGGUCCUAAGCUUUUGGGUACCCACCCUCCACAUUCCCCAACUGAUACCCCAUUCCCAGUUGAUGUCCACUGUAAGCUCUUGUUUCCCCACACAAUUUUAAAAAUUGAGAAUUUGGAA